AUGUCAAAUUUAGCAGACGAGUUGUUAGCUGAUUUGGGCGACGAUUUCGAGAAUCAACCUCAGAACUUGGUGGAGGAGGAGGAGGAGGAGAAAAACGAUGUUCCUCAACAAAAUAAGAAAAAGAGAGGAUUCGAACAAUUAUCAGAAACUGGGAACGAUCUUUCCCUCGAGUUGAAUAAUGAUUUAGGCUCAACAGAAGAUACUGAAGAUCGAAAUGACCAACAGCAGCCUACUACCGCUGAAGCAGAUCAUUUAAUUUACCCAUUCCUUCACUCAGAUCGUUUAAACAAUGUAGUUAGAGAAAUUGAAAAAUAUCAAGGGACCGAGAAACAGGCUAUUACUGGAAAUAUUGAAGACGACCCAGAAUAUCAACUUAUCGUCGACUCUAACUCAAUAGCUAUGGAAAUUGAUGAUGAGAUUCUACGUCUACAUCGUUUAGUGAAAGAAUGGUAUCAUGGUCGUUUUCCAGAGUUGAGUGGGCUUGUCCUAAACGCGUUUGAUUAUUGUAAGACUGUCUUGGCUCUCUUAAACGAUCUUGAAAAUAGCAAAAGCAAACUUUCUUUUCUUCCAUCCGCCACAGUCAUGGUUAUCGCUACUACAUCAACCACCACAACAGGUCGCCCUUUACCGGAGGGGUGUAGUGCUAUCGAACAAUUAAGUGUCGCCAAGGUUAAAAUUAUAAAUUAUGUGCAGUCAAGAAUUAGUGUAGUUGCUCCAAAUUUAUCUACCAUUGUGGGCUCGACAACAGCUGCAAAUCUAAUUGGAAUUGCCGGAGGACUUACUAGAUUAGGGAAAUUUCCAGCUUGUAAUUUACCCGCAUUAGGAAAAAAAAGGCUGACGACAAUCGGAAUUAACAAUCCGGCUGUUAGUGGUGAUUACGGAUUUCUGUACAUGUCUGAUAUUGUCCAAAAAACUCCACCCGAUGCACGAAAACAGGCAAUACGUAUACUUGCUGCGAAGGUUGCAUUGGCUGCUCGGAUUGAUUCCAUUCAUGAAUUUUCUGAUGGUUCCUUCGGUAUACAGACUCGAACAGAGGUAGAAAGGAAAAUUGAAAAAUUAUUAGAGCCUCCGUCUCAACGGCCCACAGUUGCAUUGCCCGUUCCUGACGACAAACCGAAACGUCGUCGUGGUGGUAGAAGAAUUCGCAAGAUGAAAGAACAAUAUGCCGUUACCGAGCUUAGAAAAAUGCAAAACCGUGUUACUUUCGGCAAAGAAGAAGCCGAGGUUCUUAAUUAUGAUGAAUCAGAGGGUCUUGGUAUGCUCGGUCAAGAAGGAGAAGGCAAGAUUCGUGCUGCUUCCAUUGAUACUCGUACCAAACUGAAACUUCCCAAAGCAAGAAAAGCCCAGCUUCAAUCAAUGGCAGCCAAGAAUCCUCUUCAAGCAAGUGGUCUACAAAGUUCAUUAUCGUUUACUCCAGUACAGGGAAUAGAACUUGUGAACCCUUUGUUACAAAGGCAAAAGCAAGUGGAAGACGCAAAUAAAUGGUUCCGAGAUGGGGUUUUUACUCAAAUUAAAAAGGAAUCUAGCGAUACGCAAAAAAAAUUUUCAUGA
Messenger RNA from Schizosaccharomyces cryophilus OY26, 1551 nucleotides. RefSeq names its product U4/U6 X U5 tri-snRNP complex subunit Prp31. The record is from RefSeq and is a predicted model, not a curated record. The transcript is spliced from 2 exons. Lineage: Eukaryota; Fungi; Ascomycota; Schizosaccharomycetes; Schizosaccharomycetales; Schizosaccharomycetaceae. Gene Ontology annotation, biological process: spliceosomal tri-snRNP complex assembly; mRNA splicing, via spliceosome. Gene Ontology annotation, cellular component: precatalytic spliceosome; U4 snRNP; U4/U6 x U5 tri-snRNP complex. Bases 1 to 1551 code for a protein of 516 amino acids.